CAAAGAACAGUCAGUACCAGUUCAGACCAGUUUAUCUUGUGCUAUUUUUAUUGACGACUCACCUGUCACAUCUACAUGCAAUCUACACCUGUACCGAUAACUGGAAUUCGUUUUCAGCGAGACAAUGAUCUGAUUGCAACUGUUACGGAUCAACUAAUUUACCCCUUAAACACGUACCAAGAUUGAACACCAAGGCCGGUUGACGACUGAGAACGGCGAAACAGAAGACACGAAUCAGCAUCAGUUAUGUUGGAAUUUGUACUGGGCAACCUUGGUGGAGCCACAUUUGCACGGACAGUUCGUGAUGAUGACAUUGUGGACCAGCUUCAUCAUCACGUGAUGACGACGUCGUUGUUGGUGCUGGGGAUGACUGUCGCGGGACAACAGUUCAUGGGGAAUCCUAUCAACUGUUGGAUCCCUGCCCAGUAUGACGUGGACGACAGUGGCUACCAGGACUACGUCGACAGCUACUGCUGGAUCUCCCAGAUGUACAACGUCCCCUUCACCGAGGACCUCCCCUUACACAUAGAAGACAGACUGGCCGACGACAAGGACAUCAGCUUCUACCGCUGGGUCGUCAUCAUGAUGUUCUUCCAGGCAUUUCUCUUCUGGCUUCCACGGUUGCUGUGGAAGACCUGCAGUUCCUUCUGCGGACUCAACAUCGAGAAGGUCAUCAACAUGGCCCUCCAAGCCCAACUCCUCAACGACGAGACACGUAAAGAGAAGAUGUCGAAUAUAUCUGCAGUUGUUGACCGAUGGCUAGGAACAUUCAGAAAGGCUGAGACAAAACCAUUAUGGAAGUUCCUACAAACACUGAAGCAGAUGGUCCUCAUUGACAAACGUUCUGGCAAUUACUUGACUCGGCAGAACCUAUUUACUAAGCUCCUGUACCUGGUGAAUGUAGUGUGUCAGUUUGAGCUUCUCAGUUCCUUCUUAGGAACAAACUACUGGAGGUACGGCACGGACGUUCUGGCCAUGUUAGCGGCAGAUUCCUUCUGGAACGAUGAGUCUAACUUCCCGAGAGUUGGGAUGUGUGAUUUUGAGAUUCGCCAGCUUCAAAACAUUCAGAGACAUACUGUCCAAUGCGCCCUUCCUAUUAAUCUGUUCUUGGAGAAAAUCUACGUCUUGCAGUGGUUCGUCAUUGCAGGUUUAUCUCUUUUGACUGCAGUGAGUCUUGUGUCAGCAGUAGUGUUCACAUACAGACGGGAUCAGGUCAUGGACCAGUAUGCGGUUUUACUGGAUAAAACAUUGAAAGAGAAAGUGGACCGUGGACUUUUUAAAACAUUUGUUGAGAAAUACCUCCGUGAUGAUGGCGCCUUCUUGGUGAGAACUGUUGGUAAUAACACGAGUGAGAUAUUAGCGUUUGACCUAUUGACUCAACUGUGGUCAAAGUUCAAGGACACGGUCCCUGAAAUCAAAAGGUCAACGUCUGAAGGUCAUCUAUCUCUAUCAAAACCAGAAGAAACUAAAUAAAUGGAACAAUUUAACCACGAAUAUGACCAAAUGUAACGAAUUAAAGAUACAUUCACAUUCUUUAAAAAAAAUUAUAUCAA
Messenger RNA from Haliotis rufescens (red abalone), 1553 nucleotides. RefSeq names its product innexin unc-9-like. The coding region runs from base 247 to 1473 and encodes 408 amino acids. The record is from RefSeq and is a predicted model, not a curated record. The transcript is spliced from 4 exons. Lineage: Eukaryota; Metazoa; Mollusca; Gastropoda; Lepetellida; Haliotidae. Gene Ontology annotation, cellular component: gap junction; plasma membrane. Gene Ontology annotation, molecular function: gap junction channel activity.